AUGGAGGCACAAUCAAUGUUAUUCAUGGCAAACGACUUAUUGAUGUUAGAUCCAAAUCAUUAUGGGAGGUGGAAGGUGUUGAUGAUGCAUAGAAUUAAAGAAAUUCAUGUAGAUGCAUGGACAGCAGUUGAAUGUGGAUGGGAGUCGCCGAAACAGGCGGUUUUAGAUUUUGACGGGAAUCAGGUGGCUGUUGAAAAACCCAAAAUAGAGUGGUCAAAAUCUGAAAAAGCGUUGUCCACACUCAAUUCACUGGCAAUUUCAGCAAUAUUUAAUGGCGUUCGCAGGGAUCAGUUCUCAUUGAUUCAAGGUUGUACAUCUGCUAAAGAGGCUUGGGAGAUUCUGCAAAAUAUCUUUGAAGGGACAACAAGUGUGAAACGCACAAGGUUAGAUAUUCUUGCUUCUGAGUUUGAGAACCUUAGGAUGUAUGAGUUUGAGAAUAUUACUGCUUUUAGUGGUAGAAUAUAUGCUAUUGCGAAUGAAGCUAGAGCUCUUGGAAAGAAUUACAAAAACAGGAAGUUGGUCAAGAAAUUGUGGAGGAGUUUAGCUCAUAGAUAUCAUCCUGUGAAAAUUGUGAUGGAUGUUGCUCUUGAUAUAGAAAAUAUGUCUUUUAAGGAGGUAGUCAGUAGAUUGUUGAGCUAUGAGUUGCAGUACUUAUCGUCUGAUGUAGGUAAGAACACACAAGGGAUUGAUGUUUGUUCAGUCUGUGAUAGUGAAGAGAACACAGAGGCUCGUAAAACGGAAGAACUUGAGAGUCUUGUGGUGAACAAAGGACGCAAAAUCUGUGAUAGUGAAGAGAACACAGAGGCUCGUAAAACGGAAGAACUUGAGAGUCUUGUGGUGCACAAAGGACGCAAAAGUUUGAAGAUUACAGCCGAACAGAAAAGGAAUAAGGUUCAGUGUCAUGGUUGUCAGGGCUUUGGUCAUUUUAAAUCAGAUUGUCCUUCAGUGAGGAAGAAAGGGAUCAAGAGUCUGCAUUCGUCAAAGAGGAAGAAAAACACACAAAAGCCUCAAACAAAAAGGUCAAAGUUUGUUGCUCUUUGUGGCUCAAUGAAACUUGCUGCUGAUAAGUUGGAACUGAAGUCUGAUAAUGGAACAGCUUGUUGUACGGAUCAGGACUUUGAGCCAGCAGAAGAAGAACUUAAAUUGUUGUUGAAUGAUCAGAUCAACACUCUGAGGAAAGAUCUGAUACAAAGGGAAAAGGAAAAUCAAAGGCUUGUCACAGAGAAGAAUGACUUGGUAAGCAAAAUUUCAAAUCUGGAAGAAGAUCUAGUUCUGGUGAAAGUAAAGUCUUGUGAUUUAGAAAAACGUUUAGAAGAUCAGUUAAGAAGCAUCAAGAUGUUGAGCAGAGGAACAAAGGAUCUUGACAAGAUUCUAACAACUGGUAGAACAUGUAAUAUCAGAUGGAGUUUGGGUUACCAUGGAGGUGAUUCUGGUGCAACUACUCAGUUUGUUAAAGGAGAAAUUUUGGCUUCAAAAUUUGUAGAUUCAAGUCUCUGUAUAUCUCCAUCAAAGGUCUGA
Camelina sativa (false flax) is the source of this 1518-nucleotide messenger RNA. The record is from RefSeq and is a predicted model, not a curated record. Lineage: Eukaryota; Viridiplantae; Streptophyta; Magnoliopsida; Brassicales; Brassicaceae.